Vombatus ursinus (common wombat) is the source of this 3964-nucleotide messenger RNA. It is a transcript of the gene NR3C2, whose product is annotated as nuclear receptor subfamily 3 group C member 2. The coding region runs from base 327 to 3314 and encodes 995 amino acids. Gene Ontology annotation, biological process: regulation of DNA-templated transcription. The record is from RefSeq and is a predicted model, not a curated record. Gene Ontology annotation, molecular function: zinc ion binding; DNA-binding transcription factor activity; sequence-specific DNA binding. The transcript is spliced from 9 exons. Lineage: Eukaryota; Metazoa; Chordata; Mammalia; Diprotodontia; Vombatidae.
AGAGAGAUAGAGCCUUCAGGCUCUGCAGAGGAAACCCGUGUAGUCACCUGGGCGAGCAUUGCUGUUUCAUGUUCUCUCCGUGCAAGGAGAGCGGCACUUGCCCGCUUAAAUGUGGUUGGACUUAGGGGGGCUGCGCAACAGCGGCGACCCGCUCGUGGUAGAGGAGGUGGACGUAGCAACAGGUAGAAGAGACUGAGACCCCUGCGCAGGAAAGAGGCAGGUGUGUAAGGACUGCAGUGGUCCUGCCGUUGCUGCUCCGCGUUGCGUGGUGUUCACUUUGAGAAGGGAGAAGGAGCUGCGUAAUCCGGAGGCACAGUCAGUAUGUUAUGGAGACCAAAGGAUACCACAGUUUUCCAGAAGGCCUAGAUAUGGAACGACGUUGGGGUCCAGUUUCUCAGUCUGCAGAACAUUCUUCUUUGGGGUCUGGAGAGAGGACUGAUCAGAAUAACUAUAUGGAGAUUAUAAAUGUAAGCUGUGUUUCCGGUGCUAUUCCAAACAACAGUACUCAAGGAAACAGCAAAGAAAAACAUGAACUAAUCCCUUGCCUUCAGCAAGACAGUAAUCAGUCUGGGAUUUUAACAUCUGAUAUUAAAACAGAGUUGGAAUCUAAGGAACUGUCAGCAACUGUAGCUGAAUCUAUGGGUUUAUACAUGGACUCAAUAAGAGAUGCUGAUUAUGCCUAUGAUCAGCAGAAUCAGCAAGGAAGAAGCAUAAGUCCAGCAAAAAUUUAUCAAAAUGUUGAACAGCUGGUAAAAUUUUAUAAAGAAAAUGGCCAUCACCCUUCUACUUUAAACAGUGUGAACAGGUCCUUGAGAUCAUUUAUAUCUGACUCUGGAAAUUCUGUGAAUGGUAGUAUCAUGCGCUCUAUUGUUAAAAGCCCCAUAAUGUGUCAUGAGAAAGGUCCUUCUGUUUGUAGUCCUCUGAACAUGACUUCUUCAGUUUGCAGUCCUGCUGGAAUCAACUCAGUGUCCUCAACUACAGCCAACUUUGGCAGUUUCACAGUGCACAGUCCGAUUACCCAGGGAACUCCUUUGCCAUGUUCCCCAAAUGUUGAAAAUCGAAGCUCUGUGUCGCACAGCCCUGCACAUGCUAGCAAUGUAGGUUCUCCUCUGUCUAGUCCAAUAAGUAGCAUGAAAUCCCCUAUUUCAAGCCCUCCUAGCCACUGUAGUGUAAAAUCUCCUGUCUCUAGUCCUAAUAAUGUCACUAUGCGCUCCUCUGUGUCCAGUCCUGCAAAUAUCAACAACUCAAGGUGCUCCAUUUCCAGCCCUUCCAAUACAAAUAACAGGUCUACUCUUUCUAGUCCAGCUGCUAGCACUGUGGGAUCUUCUAUCUGCAGCCCAGGAAACAAUGCCUUCAGCUUUGCUGCUUCUGCCACAUCGGUUGGAUCCAGUACAACCCAGGAUGUUGUUCCUAGUCCAGAAACGAAUGAGAGAGGUGCUCAAGAAGUGACAUUUCCUAAAACAGAGGAAAUAGAAAAUUCCAUCUCGAAUAGUGGCGUGGCUAGUCAGCUUAACAUCAUACAGUAUAUAAAAUCUGAACCAGAUGGAGCUUUUAGUAGCUCAUGUCUUGGAGCAAAUAGCAAAGUCAGUUCUGAUUCCCAAUUCUCAGUACCAGUAAAACAAGAGUCAGCCAAGCAUUCAUGCUCAGGUACUUCUUUUAAAGGGAAUCAAACAGUAAAUCCAUUUCCAUUUAUGGAUGGUUCAUAUUUUUCCUUCAUGGAUGAUAAAGACUAUUAUUCUCUAUCUGGAAUUUUAGGACCACCUGUUUCAUCAUUUGAUGGCAGUUGUGAAGGUAGUGGAUUUCCAAAUCCAGGUCUGCCUAUGGGAAUUAAACAAGAGCUUGAUGAUGGUAGCUAUUACCAAGAGAACAGCCUGCCUCCAUCUGCCAUCGUUGGUGUAAAUUCAGGUGGACAGUCUUUUCACUACAGGAUUGGAGCUCAAGGCACGAUAUCAUUAUCAAGACCUCUUGGAAGAGACCAGUCUUUUUCACAUUUGAGCUCAUUUCCUCCAGUCAAUACAUUAGUUGAGUCUUGGAAAUCACACAGUGACUUGUCAUCCAGAAGAAAUGAUGGGUAUCCAGUUCUAGAAUACAUUCCAGAAAAUGUGUCAAGUUCUUCUUUACGAAGUGUCUCUACUACAUCUUCAAGACCUUCUAAAAUAUGUUUGGUGUGUGGGGACGAAGCUUCAGGAUGUCAUUAUGGGGUGGUGACCUGUGGCAGCUGCAAAGUUUUCUUCAAAAGAGCAGUGGAAGGUAAAUGUUCCUGGCAACACAAUUACUUAUGUGCUGGAAGAAAUGAUUGUAUUAUUGACAAAAUCCGAAGGAAGAAUUGUCCUGCCUGCAGACUUCAGAAAUGUCUACAAGCUGGAAUGAAUUUGGGUGCUCGAAAGUCAAAGAAAUUGGGAAAAUUGAAAGGGAUGCAUGAAGACCAGCAGCCUCCACAGCAGGCUCCACCACCACCUCCCCAGAGCCCAGAGGAGGGGACAACGUAUAUUGCACCAGUAAAAGAGCCCUCUGUUAAUACAGCCCUUGUUCCUCAGCUCUCCACAAUAUCAAGAGCACUGACACCUUCACCUUCUAUGGUCCUUGAAAGCAUUGAACCGGAAAUUGUAUAUGCAGGUUAUGAUGGCUCCAAACCAGAUACGGCGGAGAACUUACUCUCUACCUUAAACCGCCUGGCUGGCAAGCAGAUGAUUCAAGUAGUAAAGUGGGCAAAGGUACUACCAGGAUUUAAAAACUUGCCUCUUGAGGACCAAAUUACCCUAAUCCAGUAUUCUUGGAUGUGUCUAUCAUCAUUUGCCUUGAGCUGGAGAUCUUACAAACAUACGAACAGCCAAUUUCUCUAUUUUGCUCCAGAUCUAGUCUUUAACGAAGAGAAGAUGCGUCAGUCUGCCAUGUAUGAAUUGUGCCAAGGGAUGCACCAGAUCAGCCUUCAGUUUGUUCGUCUACAGCUUACUUUUGAAGAGUAUACCAUAAUGAAGGUGUUGCUGCUCCUAAGCACAAUUCCCAAGGAUGGCCUCAAAAGCCAAGUUGCAUUUGAAGAAAUGAGGACAAAUUACAUCAAAGAGUUGCGAAAAAUGGUAACAAAAUGUCCAAGUAACUCUGGGCAAAGCUGGCAAAGAUUCUAUCAGCUGACUAAGCUACUGGAUUCCAUGCAUGAUCUGGUGAGUGACUUGUUGGAAUUCUGCUUCUAUACCUUCCGAGAGUCACAGGCCCUGAAAGUGGAGUUCCCAGCCAUGCUGGUGGAGAUCAUCAGUGACCAGCUACCAAAGGUGGAGUCGGGGAAUGCCAAGCCCUUGUAUUUCCACAGGAAGUGACGGAAAAUGUCUUAAUGGAAGAACUUUGCCUUAAGUUUCCCCGUGUUAUUCCACACCCACGAAGGACCCGAGAAAUCACAUUUUUAACAUGCGAUGAUUCACAGUUUUUCAAGUUUAAAAUCACGUCAAGGGUUUGGGGACUGGAAAGCAGUUCGACAUGGAUUUGGCAAGAACCAGAUGAUUUAAGAGCUCUUCUCCUUACCCUUAGUGCUUAGAAAAUGAUCCCGUUCCUCUGGAUGAAAAGCCAUAUCUAGUCAAUAACUCUUUGAUUUUGAUAUUUUAACAGAUGGAAGUUUUAAAUAUGCCAUGUAGUUUCUGGUAUUGUUUGCUUGUUGUAAAAGGGUUCAAGGACUAAUGAACUUUUUAAAGCUUACCCUUGGUUUGCACAUAAAACGUACAGUCAAAUAUGGGGCAUUAAUAUUCUUUUCUUAUUUAAAAAAAAAAACAAAAAAGAAAAAAUAUAUACAGACUCCUCUUGUGUAAUAAUGGAACAUUUGGUGUGGAAUAAUGGCCUCCCCACCUGGAGCAUUUGUUCUCCCAUGUUAUCCUCCAUCACUAGUGGACGCACCCUUCAGUGUCCAUUUAUUAUUUAAUUAAAUGGAUAAGAUGUUAAAACAAAUGCCUCAGUUUCAAUUUAUAUUAUCUAUUGU